Messenger RNA from Meriones unguiculatus (Mongolian gerbil), 769 nucleotides. RefSeq names its product neuropeptide VF precursor (gene Npvf). Gene Ontology annotation, molecular function: signaling receptor binding. The transcript has 3 exons. Lineage: Eukaryota; Metazoa; Chordata; Mammalia; Rodentia; Muridae. The coding region runs from base 28 to 594 and encodes 188 amino acids. Gene Ontology annotation, biological process: negative regulation of gonadotropin secretion; neuropeptide signaling pathway. The record is from RefSeq and is a predicted model, not a curated record.
AUUAACUCAGUUUUGGACUUAGACAAAAUGGAAAUUAUUUCAUCAAAACGAUUCAUUUUGUUGGCUUUAGUAACUUCAAGCUUAUUAACAUCAAACAUCUUUUGUACAGAUGAAUUAAUGAUGCCCCAUUUUCACAGCAAAGAAAGUGAAGGUAAAUAUUCCCAGCCCAGAGAAAUCCCAAAAGAGGAAAAGGAAAGAAGUGUGAGUUUUCAAGAACUAAAAGACUGGGGUGCAAAGAACGUUAUUAAGAUGGGUCCAGCCCCAGCCAACAAAGUGCCACACUCAGCAGCCAACCUGCCCCUGAGAUUCGGGAGAACCGCAGAAGAGGAAAAGAGCCCCAGGGCACAGGCCAACAUGGUGGCAGGGACCGUGAGCCGUGUUCCCAGCCUACCCCAAAGGUUUGGAAGAACAGCCAGAUGUGCCCCCAAGACAAUGAGUGGUUCGCUCCAGAGAUCCUUGUAUUCCUUGGCUGCCAGUGAGUUGCUCUACGCCAUGACCUGCCAACAUGAAGAAAUCCAGGGUCCUGGGCAAAAGCAACCAAGGAGACAGACAUUCUCGGAAACAGAUGAUGCGGAAGGGAAACAAGAACAAUAGGAAACCUCGAACCCAUCCUUCAAGAUGCUAUGAAGCUGUGACCUGUAGUCUAAACGGCUCUGUGGUGUUGAUAAGGAAGAGCACUGAUGAGAGCAAUUCUCCUGUCGACGUUUGUCAAACAAGGUCAAGAAUACUUGUAAUGUAAACUUGAAGUACGUUUUGUCAGAAUAAAACA